UCUCCUUCCAGAAAAGAGGAAGGGAUGCAAAAAUAGAGGAAAAUUAGCACUUGAGCUCUGUCUUUGUUCCAGAGGUGAAAUACAAUUAACUUUUAAUCAUGGCUUUGAACAGACGACAUUCUUAUACUCCCAGGCUGACCAGCCCACUGAUCAGCAAAAUGAGCAGUUCAGGAACAGUGGAGAGUGGGAAACCUCCCAAGAUUGGCUCUAUAGUAGAGGUGACAGGAAAGGGUCAGCGUGGAACUGUCGCCUACAUUGGCACCACCCUCUUCGCCUCUGGGAAAUGGGUGGGUGUCAUACUGGACGAGCCCAAAGGCAAGAAUGAUGGCACCGUGCAGGGGAAACGUUACUUCACCUGCGAGGAAAAUCAUGGCAUAUUCGUCAGACAGUCCCAGAUCCAGGUGGUGGAAGAAGGCUCUGGUGCCACCUCACCUGAUACUCCUGAGUCUGGCACAACAAAGAUACCAAAACAAAAAGACAUUCCCGAGACUCCCAGAACAACCAAGCAGAUACCAGUGAACGUUAAGAACUCUUCUACCCGCCGUUCUGGAAAGUGGGGCACACCACGUCUCACAGAAACUACCUCCCUCCCCUCCCUCUUGGUACGUUUCCCCAAAGGCUCCAGUGUGUCGCUCACGGCGUCUCGUGAGAGUCUCUCGACGUCUCUGUCUGGUGAUGUGAGUGAGGCCGGUCUGUCAUCCCAGCAGGGUGCUCUGGGGGCUCCUGUCGUGCCUCAGCCCAGCGGGUCUCCUGCAGCAGCCGCCACCGCAGUUCCAGCCACUCCAAGCAAGGGGGAACCUGCCAUAUCCAAGCAGGAGGAGGAGUCACUGCGAGCUCAGGUGAAGGACCUGGAGGAGAAGCUGGAGACUCUGAAGAUGAAGCGAACUGAGGACAAGGCCAAGCUGAAGGAGCUGGAGAAACACAAGAUCCAACUGGAGCAGCUUCAAGAGUGGAAGACCAAAAUGCAGGAGCAGCAGACUGAUCUGCAGAAACAACUCAAAGAGGCCAAGAAGGACGCCAGGGAAGCACAGGAGGCCAAGGACCGCUACAUGGAAGAGAUGUCAGAUACAGCAGAUGCCAUAGAGAUGGCCACACUGGAUAAAGAAAUGGCUGAAGAGCGAGCAGAGUCCCUACAAGUGGAGGUGGACACACUGAAAGAGAAGGUGGAGGAGCUCUCUAUGGACCUGGAGAUCCUUAGACAUGAGAUAUCAGAGAAAGGCUCAGAUGGAGCUGCCUCAAGUUACCAAGUCAAGCAGCUGGAAGAGCAGAACAGCAGGCUUAAGGAGGCUUUGGUCAGGAUGCGUGAUCUGUCUGCCUCAGAGAAACAGGAACAUGUGAAGCUCCAGAAGCAGAUGGAGAAGAAGAACACUGAGCUGGAAACUCUGAGGACUCAGAAGGAAAAACUGCAGGAAGAAGUCAAGCAGGCAGAAGCCACCAUUGAUGAACUGAAGGAGCAGGUGGAUGCUGCCUUGGGGUCAGAGGAGAUGGUGGAGACCUUGACGGAGAGGAACCUUGACCUGGAAGAGAAAGUCAGAGAGCUGAGAGAAACAGUCACUGAUCUGGAAGCUAUCAAUGAGAUGAACGAUGAGCUCCAGGAGAACGCCAGAGAGACAGAAAUGGAGCUGAGGGAGCAGUUGGACAUGAGUGCGGCGAAGGUCAGAGAAGCAGACAAAAGGGUAGAAGCUGCUCAGGAGACUGUGGCUGAUUACCAGCAGACCAUCAGUAAAUACAGAGAGCUCACUGCUUCUCUUCAGGAUGCCAACAGGGAGCUGAUCAGUCAGCAGAAUGCAAAUGCAGAACAAGUUCAGCAACCACCUGCAGAGCUGUUUGACUUCAAGAUCAAGUUUGCAGAGACCAAGGCUUAUGCCAAGGCUAUUGAGAUGGAGCUGAGGAAAAUGGAAGUGGCUCAGUCCAACCGACAGGUGUCCCUCCUCACCUCCUUCAUGCCGGACUCCUUCCUGCGUCACGGUGGAGACCACGACUGUGUUCUGGUGCUUCUGCUCAUCCCCAGGCUCAUCUGCAAGGCUGAACUGAUCAGUAAACAGGCUCAGGAAAAGUUUGACUUAAACGGGAACCUGGUCCAGGGAGCAGGGCUCAGAGGGCCUCCAGGAGAACAGCGCAGUUUUGCUUCAGGACUGGUCUACUCCCUCAGUCUGCUGCAGGCCACCCUGCACAAAUAUGAGCAGGCUCUGAAUACCUGCAGCGUGGAGGUUUUUAAGCGCAUGGGGACUCUCUACACUGAAAUGAGCUUCCAUGAGCGCUCUCUGGAUUAUUUCAUAGACCUGCUGCAUAAAGACCAACUGGAUGAGACUGUUCAGGUGGAACCGCUGACUAAAGCCAUUAAAUACUAUCAGCAACUGUACAGUGUCCAUCUGGCUGAACACACUGAAGACUGCACAGUGCAGCUGGCUGAUCAUAUUAAGUUUACCCAGAGUGCCCUGGACUGUAUGGGAGUGGAGGUGGCUCGUCUGCGGGCGUUCCUGGCGGCAGGACAGGACGGCUCUGGCCUCUCGGUUCUUUUGAAGGACCUGGACACUUCCUGCUCAGACAUCAGACAGUUCUGUAAGAAGAUCCGCCGCCGCAUGCCCGGAACUGAUGUCGCUGGAGUUCCUGCUGCUCUCAAUUUUGGACCACCGGUGUCAGAGACGCUGACGGAGUGCAGGCGCCAGCUGACCCGUGUGGUUGCAGUUCUCCAGGAGGUGACUGCAGCUGGAGCUCAGAUGGUUGCUCCUCUGGGAGAACAGGAGGGUCUCAAUGCUCUCAGACUGGAGGAUACUGCUUGCAAAGUUGUUGAGCAGAUUUACGGCACACAUGGCGUGAACGGCCCGGAAUUACUGCGACAGUCGUGCAGCUCUGUCAUUGCCACCAUGAACAAGAUGGCUACAGCCAUGCAGGAAGGAGAGUAUGAUGCUGACAAACCACAGGGGAAGACUUCUCCAGUGGAGGUAAGAGCAUCCACUGUCAGGGCUGAGAUGACUGAUGCUGAGGGUCUGGGAGUCAAACUAGAAGACAGAGAAACAGUCAUCAAGGAGCUGAAGAAGUCCCUUAAGAUUAAGGGUGAGGAGUUGAGUGAGGCCAGUGUCCGCCUGAGCCUUUUGGAGAAGAAGUUGGACACCUCCACCAAAGAUGCUGAUGAACGAGUGGAGAAGAUUCAGACCAAACUGGAUGAGAACCUCGCCCUGCUGAAGAAGAAAGAAAAGGAGUUUGAGGAGACGAUGGACGCUCUGCAGGCUGACAUCGACCAGCUGGAGGCAGAGAAGGCAGAGCUGAAACAACGCAUUAAUAACCAGUCAAAGAUGACAAUCGAAGGCCUAAGAAGUUCUCCUGCCUCUGGGAUAGCCUCCAUCGUUCAGGGAUCUGCAGGAGGUGUGCCUCCAUCCAUGGCAGGACCAAUGCAGGUGGUGGAUUCUCCUCUCCUCAGGCAGCAGGUUGAGGCCCAGAGACUCAGCAUUAAACACCUCAAGAAUGAAAACAACAGACUCAAGGCAGAAAAGAUGAGAGCCCAGUUGGCCUCCCUGCCACCACUCUGCCCUCCCAGACUCCCACAAGUGUCCAAAGAAAGCUCCAUGCCUCCAGAAGGACUAAACACAGGCAUCUAUCGUCGGACCGACCAGCUGCUGGCCACCCUGCUCAAACUGAGUGCAGAGGUUAAAGUGGUGGACAUUACUGGAAAGACAGCAGUUAGUGCCAGCGCCCAGCUGCUGGAACAAACCGCUCGACUGCAGAACCUCAGUGAUGCUCUGGACAAGCUCAAGGGCGAGGUAGCUGAACAUGUGGUCUCAUAUCAGCCUGGAGCAAAGGCUUCCUCUGACUUUGCCACGUUCCCCAUCUCCUCCUUUGUUAAGGCCAAGGAGGAGAAGCAGGGAGGAACAGUGUUUGUAGGUCGUGUUGCCAUCCCAUGCACCCGUGGACAGGAACAAGUACAUCGCCUCGUCCUGUCACAGCAGCAGCUGCACAAAGUGCAUCGUCUCCUCAUGGUCUAAGAUGCUGCAUUGGCCUGCAGCUGUGAUCGACAGCGCAUCAAGAAAAGCUUAUUUUUUUUUGUUUUCCUUUGCCCAAUCCCUGUUCUCGUUCCAGCUAACAUUUCACUUCAACAUUUUCCUCUAUUUAUCUCUUUUGCUUUCCACUGUUCUCAGGAAACUUUAUCUGCAAAGUUAUAGCACUAAUACAAUUGACCGACAGCAGGGUCUUUAUAUUGAUGUAAAACUGAUUGGUGUUGGAUCAUUUUUCACAAGUCCAAGACUAUUGAAUGUCACAUGAAGGUGUCUUGUUUUCAUCAUUGAGAGUUUGUGACCAAUUUUGACAACUCAUUGUGAAACUGGGGAAAACUAACAAGUCAUUUUUACUGUACUUGCACCAGUUGAGAGCAGUUUCCCUUUGUAUCUUUUGUAUUUGUAGUAAUUCAGACAAUAAAAGUAAGCAGUUCAA
Molecule: messenger RNA, 4428 nt
Organism: Amphiprion ocellaris (clown anemonefish)
Lineage: Eukaryota; Metazoa; Chordata; Actinopteri; Pomacentridae
Product: dynactin subunit 1
Exons: 32
Coding region: 99-3983 (1294 amino acids)
Biological process (GO): nuclear migration; establishment of mitotic spindle orientation
Cellular component (GO): spindle pole; axon; microtubule associated complex
Source: RefSeq, a predicted model, not a curated record